Molecule: messenger RNA, 1716 nt
Organism: Mercenaria mercenaria
Lineage: Eukaryota; Metazoa; Mollusca; Bivalvia; Venerida; Veneridae
Exons: 1
Coding region: 1-1716 (571 amino acids)
Biological process (GO): positive regulation of DNA-templated transcription
Cellular component (GO): chromatin; nucleoplasm
Molecular function (GO): ubiquitin-protein transferase activity
Source: RefSeq, a predicted model, not a curated record
AUGGCAGUUUCGGGUCGAAAGGUUUCUGAUUUUCAAGGUUCCAUAUCCAAAGGCUCAGCUGAGGACUUUGACCAUAGAUGUGAACCAUGUUUGGCGAUUGGUCAACAAAUAGAAGCUCAUGGAUUUUGUGUGGACUGUCAAGAAUACUUGUGUAAGAACUGCUUUGCUUAUCAUCAAAGGAUAAAGGCGACCAAACAUCAUCACCUGGUCAACAAAGAUAAUAUGGAUAAACAUGCUGUUAUCAAGAAGGAAUCAGACGAAUGCACUGAAAAGUGUCAGGUGCACAAAAAGGAAGUGAUUAAAUUCUUCUGUCCAACACAUGAAGCUCUCGGCUGCAACGAUUGUAUCGUCCUGGAUCACAGAGCAUGUGACAUUGACUAUAUACCUGAUAAAUGUGCUGGUAUUGGGGACAGUGCAGAGUUCAGAGAAGUACUGAGGAAGCUGGACCAGAAGGUGAAUGAGGCCGAGGAUGUUACAAAGCUGGCCUCAUGUAGAGAAAAUGAAUUAGAUUCAUGCCAUGACAGACUACUCAAAGAAAUUACAAUGUUUCGCAAAGAGAUAAAUGAUCGCUUAGACCAACUACAGAAGCAAAUGCAGACAGAUGCUGACAAAAAGAAGUCCACAGAUAAACAAACAGUAAAGAAGGUGCUUGAAACAUGUACAAAAUUUUCUUCAGAUAUCAAACAACUACAGUCAAGACUACAAGAUUACAAAGCCUCACAGCAGAAUGGACAACUUUACAUUACAAUGAAACAAGCUAAAUACAAGCUAAAGUCAGACGAAAUAAAGGAGGCAGACAGAAUUUUAGAAAAGACGAACAUGCAAUACACAUUUGAGCAAAACCAAGAUCUUGAAGACAUACUUUCAAGGCAAAAUGCCCUUGGAAAUCUCGCACUCUCUUCUUCAGUAACAACAAAGGGGAGGAAACGAAUUGAAAAAUUAACCAAAAAACAAAACAUAAAAAUAAAGACGAACUCAGAUCGGAGGGAAUGCUGGAUCACAGGAUGUGUUGUUCUGUCCUCUAACAAACUUGUGGCGGCUGAUUUUUUCAAUGCGAAACUAAAAGUUGUUGACAUAACAAAUAAAGCUAUAAUAGAAGAGACAACACUUUCUUCAAAUCCAUGGGACAUUGCUGUAAUGCCUCAGGACCAUAUUGCUGUGACAAUGCCAGACAAGAAAGAAAUACUUAUAAUGACAACAGCAGGUAAAUUGUCAAUUGUCCGCAAGUUUCCAGUUACAGGAGACUGUAGAGGUAUAGCUUAUCAUCAAGGUCUUCUCUAUGUGGUUUCCAGUGAUCCAAACUGUGUAUUUAUUACAGAUACACAAGGUAACGUCCAGAACACAAUUAAACUGGAUGAUAAGAGAUUUUACAGACCAUGGUACUUACUGCUGAGUAAGGAUCUGAGACAUAUCUUCAUCAGUGACGAUAGUAGCCACAAUGUCGUCAGUAUAACAUUACAAGGUAAUAUAUCUGCUGAAUUCAAAAACGAAGACUUAAGAUUUCCACGGGGAAUGAUGAUGCUAGACGAUGGAUCAUUGCUGCUAUGCCGCGGUGGGGGAACCGGCAUGAUAUAUCGUCUCUCGGAUGAUUUGAAGCAAAGUCAGACAAUGAUAGAUGAUCUGUUGUUUCCACAGCUCAUGUGCUAUAAUCGUGGUAAACAGGAGAUCUAUGUCGGGUGUCAUAGUGACCAGAUGAUUGUGUUAAGUGCAAAAUAA